Molecule: messenger RNA, 822 nt
Organism: Diversispora eburnea
Lineage: Eukaryota; Fungi; Glomeromycota; Glomeromycetes; Diversisporales; Diversisporaceae
Source: the annotation of a GenBank genome assembly
AUGUACACUAAAGAACAUUUUAUUAAAAAUUUUGGAACUUGGACUAGCGGGAAUGCUAACAUUGAUAAGGUUAUCCAAGAAUUUCAGAUAAAUAAUCCUGAAUUUAAUCUACAAUGGAUAGCUUAUGAUAAUUUUCAUGAUAUCAAAUACAUAGGUAAUAGUGAACAUUACACUUUGCAUUCGGCUACGUUAAGAAAUUAUAUGGAUUGGGAAUAUUGUAUUGUUACUUUAAAGGAAUUAAAAGAUUAUAAUAUUUUGGAAUUUCUUAAUUCGAUUAAGAAAGUGGGGGUUGAUGUUUUUAAUUCUUAUUGCUUCACUAGAUGUUUUGGAAUUUCAAAAAACCCUUCUACGAAUAGCUACAAUAUUGUUAUGGAAUCUCGUGAUGAUACCAUUCAUAAUUUAUCUGAUUUCUUUCUAAAACUUGGGUGGGAUCAAAAAAUAUUUUUACUACGUAAAAUAAUAAGAGGUCUUAAUAUCUUACAUGAAAAUGACUUUAUUCAUUGUGAUUUACAUAGUAAAAAUAUUUUGAUGACUUAUUGUGAUCUAGAUGAUUUAGAUUCAUCAUAUGUAUUAAUAGACCCUGAAUUUUUAGAUGCUGAUGAUAAUAGAGAAAUAAUGAAUAAAUCUCGUGAACAAAAAUUACUUCGAUCUUUACAUAUCUUUCAUCCUCAAUCCUGUUAUAUUGGUAGACGUAUUUAUACUUUUUAUGAAUUACGAGAUUCAUUAGAAGAUAUAAAAUCUGGAAAAUGUGCAGAUCCUAAUUUAUAUACUUAUAAUAUGGAUUCUGAGGAAUCGUCAAUGUGUAUUGACUUGGAAACAUAA